Clavispora lusitaniae ATCC 42720 is the source of this 978-nucleotide messenger RNA. RefSeq names its product Oac1p (gene OAC1). The record is from RefSeq and is a predicted model, not a curated record. Gene Ontology annotation, biological process: transmembrane transport. NCBI's taxonomy places the organism in Eukaryota, Fungi, Ascomycota, Pichiomycetes, Serinales, Metschnikowiaceae.
AUGACUAAAAAGCCACACAAGUCGCUCGCCCAAGAGGUGUCAACAUUGGGCGGUUUCCUUGCAGGAGGAAUUGCUGCGUGUGGGGCGGUAACUUUUAGAAACCCCAUCGAGCUUAUCAAAACCCGGAUGCAAUUGCAAGGUGAACUUACAAAGAUGUCCAAUGCGCCCCGCUUGUACACAAACCCGCUUCAGGCUUUCGCUGUGAUUUACAAAAACGAAGGAAUACGGGGAUUGCAACAAGGUUUGGUAUGCGGCUAUUGGUACCAGAUGGGACUCAAUGGUUGUCGUAUUGGUCUCUAUGAGCCAUCUCGAAAAUACUUGACACAGUUGCUCCAUCCGGCCGACUACUCGGACGAUGUUAGUAAGAUUCCGCAGAACUUGCUUAUCAAUGUGUUGGCAGGUUUUGUCUCUGGUGGUACGGGAGCUGUGAUUGCCAAUCCGCUUUUCCUAAUCAAGACGAGGAUGCAGUCUUAUAACAAGGCCAGUUCCAAGUUGCAGGUCAGCGUGGGCCAACAAACCUACUACAAAGGUGUUUUGGAUGGAUUUCGCCAGAUUUAUGCUGCUGAGGGUGUACGCGGUUGGUUCCGGGGUGUUGACGCUGCUGUCUUGCGUACGGGAGCAGGCUCUUCGGCUCAAUUGCCGGUGUACAACUUGACCAAAAACUACUUGUUGAACCAUAACUUGAUGGAGAAUGGUUCCAUUGGAUUACACUUUGUAUCUUCAUCUAUGGCCGGGCUUGGAGUGGCAAUAGUAAUGAACCCAUGGGACGUUGUCUUGACUCGAUUGUACAACCAGAAGGGCGACUUGUAUAAGGGACCUGCGGAUUGUUUUGCAAAAAUCAUCAAGACAGAGGGUCCUUGGGCGCUUUACAAGGGUUUUUGGGCGCAAUUGCUUCGGAUCGGUCCACAUUCAAUUUUGACGUUGAUGUUUAUGGAACAAGCAAUGAAGUUGGUCUAUCUGGCGGAGCAGCUCUUGUAA